Cuscuta campestris is the source of this 1261-nucleotide messenger RNA. NCBI's taxonomy places the organism in Eukaryota, Viridiplantae, Streptophyta, Magnoliopsida, Solanales, Convolvulaceae. The record is from the annotation of a GenBank genome assembly.
CGUCACUCACAGCCCACGCCGUCCAAUACCCUGCCGAUCAGAUGUACGUUACACGCCUUUCCCCUCUCAUCCUCUUCUCUUCUCCCGGCGGCGCUUUUCCUCUACACCUCCGGCGCAAGAUAGCAAUCCGCUGUUCUCCUUCAAAAUUCAAGCACCGUGGGGUCAUAUGGCGAGCCCCGCCGCGCAGAGAAAGCCUCGGGCGAACGCAGGCGGCCGCGAGGACUGCUGGAGCGAAGGCGCGACGGAGACUCUGGUACAAGCGUGGGGCGAUCGGUAUCUCAAGCUCAAUAGAGGUAACCUCCGUCAGAAGGACUGGAAGGAUGUCGCUGACGCCGUUAAUUCUCGUGAGAACGGCGUGAAGCCCCAGCGGACGGAUAUUCAGUGCAAAAACCGGGUGGAUACUCUGAAGAAGAAGUACAAGCUCGAGAAAUCCAAACCGUCUCCGUCGGCGUGGCCGCUUUACUGCCGUAUGGAUUACCUCGUCGGCACUGCUCCGCCGCCGUCUUCUAACGGGAAAUCGACCGCCAUCAAGCAGCUGACAGCUAAGCCGGAACCCAACCCAAACCCUAACCCUAGCGCUUUAGUUUUUUCAGGCGGUUCGUCUAAGCUCAAUUCCGAUGGCUCUGAGAGCAGCUCGCUUGGAGAAGGCGCAGGGGAGGAUGACCUGCACUUUGGUGGUGCAGGGAGGAAGCGUAAACUAGAGGGUGCUGAUUUCUUGAAGGAAGUUUCCGCACACAAGGAAUUGGCUCAGGCUAUAUUGAAAUUCGGAGAGAUAUACGAGAGGAUCGAGAGCUCGAAGCAGCAACAGAUUAUGGAACUAGAGAAGCACAGGAUGGAGGUAUCAAAAGAACUUGAGGUCCAGAGGAUGAAUAUGUUAAUGGAAGCUCAACUGAUGAUGGCUAAAUCGCUAAAAUCUGCUAAACAAUCUCGUGCAGGGGAUGAAGCUGUGGCCAAGGCAAGUUGAGCAUUAAGUGGGGGUGUGUGCCACCCACUGAAAUGAUUGAUAUCAUUUAGUGGAUUGUGUAAAUUGUAUGCUGUGCUGAAAAAUCAAUGCAACGUCUCUCAAGUACUUUUAGACCAGUACAGUUUAAGGUAAUUCAUUGCUGUCAUGUGAUUGGUCUAUUCAAUGUCGUUUUGCCAGUAUUCAAGAACCCCGUUUAUUUAACAUCUUGAGUUGUAAAUGUGUACCGUAAUGUAAACUGUUAUUCUCAGGAUUAAGACUGCAAAAAAAUGAUAGGGGAUAUAAAUUUACCAUCAUAUC